Molecule: messenger RNA, 1908 nt
Organism: Benincasa hispida (wax gourd)
Lineage: Eukaryota; Viridiplantae; Streptophyta; Magnoliopsida; Cucurbitales; Cucurbitaceae
Gene: IIL1
Product: isopropyl malate isomerase large subunit 1
Biological process (GO): amino acid biosynthetic process
Molecular function (GO): 3-isopropylmalate dehydratase activity; 4 iron, 4 sulfur cluster binding
Source: RefSeq, a predicted model, not a curated record
UAUUACUUCCCUACGGGAAAUUGUAGUUCACAAUUUGCAAAGCGUGGUUAACUGAAGCCGCCUUCUUCAUAUCCUUCAGUAUCAUUUCUCCGCCGGUGAGGAGGAAUUUUCUCUCCCCUUUUCGAGCUAAAGAUUCGCGUCCAUGGCUGCUUCCACCGCUGCUGCUUUGACAUCGACGGCGUUCUUAAGCAACAAGAAGGAUUUGGACGUCGCUGCUUUUUCGUCGUCAUUGCCGUUUUCCCAGCGGAGAUGCGAGAGAGCUGUAUCGAAGAAAAUAUGUUCGGUCAUGACACCACAGCAAUCGGAACGGAAGCCCAGCGCCACGGGCUCGGUCAAAACAGCCAUGACUAUGACAGAGAAGAUAUUUGCUAAGGCUUCUAAGAAAACUGAGUUGAGCCCAGGUGAAAAUGUUUGGGUUGAUGUGGAUGUUUUAAUGACUCACGAUGUUUGCGGUCCUGGUUCUAUUGGAAUUUUUAAAAACGAGUUCGGAGAGAACGCGAAGGUUUGGGACCGAGAAAAGGUCGUGAUUAUUCCUGACCACUACAUAUUUACCAGUGAUGCACGUGCUAACCGUAAUGUGGACAUUCUGAGAGACUUCUCAAAAGAACAGAAUAUCAAGUACUUUUAUGAUAUUAAGGAUCUUAGUGAUUUUAGGGUGAACCCGGAUUAUAAAGGUGUUUGCCAUGUUGCAUUAGCUCAAGAAGGUCACUGUAGGCCUGGGGAGGUCCUGCUUGGCACAGACUCUCAUACCUGUACAGCUGGUGCAUUUGGUCAAUUUGCCAGUGGAAUAGGAAAUACUGAUGCAGGAUUUGUUCUGGGCACUGGGAAAUCACUUCUCAAGGUUCCCCCAACUCUGAGGUUUGUCAUGGAUGGAGAAAUGCCUGAUUAUUUACUUGCGAAAGACUUAAUUUUGCAAAUUAUUGGUGAAAUAUCAGUAUCUGGUGCAACAUAUAAAGCCAUGGAAUUUCUCGGCACAACUAUUGAAAGUUUAACUAUGGAAGAAAGAAUGACAUUGUGCAACAUGGUUGUUGAAGCUGGAGGAAAGAAUGGAGUUAUACCUCCUGAUAGUACUACGUUCAAGUACCUUGAGGAUAAGACAUCCAAAGCCUAUGAACCAGUUUACAGUGAUGAGAAUGCAAGGUUUCUUUCAGAAUACAGAUUUGAUGUGUCAAAACUGGAGCCUGUGGUAGCUAAGCCUCAUUCUCCAGAUAACCGUGCUUUAGCGAGGGAAUGUAAAGAUGUGAAAAUUGAUAGAGUAUAUGUUGGAUCUUGUACUGGGGGAAAGACGGAGGAUUUUCUGGCCCUGGCUAAAGUUUUUCUUGCUGCAGGAAAGAAGGUUAAAGUUCCUACAUUUAUUGUCCCUGCCACUCAAAAGGUUUGGAUGGAUUUAUAUAGUAUCCCAAUACCUGGAGCUGGUGGUAAAACUUGCUCUCAGAUAUUUGAGGAAGCUGGGUGUGAUACACCAGCAAGUCCUGGUUGUGCUGCUUGUUUAGGUGGCCCUAGAGAUACUUAUGCACGGAUGAAUGAACCACAGGUCUGUGUUUCAACAACGAACAGGAACUUCCCUGGUAGAAUGGGACACAAGGAGGGACAAAUUUACCUUGCUUCUCCGUACACGGCUGCGGCCUCAGCUUUGACCGGAUACGUCACUGACCCAAGAGAGUUCUUGCAGUAGAUCUACCGAAUUGGAGAUUACUAUAAUGUAUGUUUUCUGUAUUAUUUAUAUUGAAAUAAGGCCUUGUCAUGUCUUUGUAUGAUUGUAUCUUCUUAGAGCUUUGAUUAGAAGGAAAUGAUCAUAUCUCUCAUUUCAAGUUUCAUGAGAUUUUUGGUGAAUUUUGGUCUAUUUGGAUUUGGAAGGAAUGGAGUGUCUAAAUUAAUUAUUAUAAUUAAUGCUCCUCAUAUGUAUAA